UGUGAAUCAUAUUGACAUAUCGUUUGCAACUGUCAGCAGCAGCAGAGAAACUUCUUUGUGUUUCAGUUAACUUUCGUGCUUAAACUCGAAGAAACCGUUUAGUAUCCUUUGAAAAUGUCUUCUCGCAAAACUGUUGGACGUCGUGGAACCACGAAGAAGCGUGCCCAGAGGGCAACCUCUAAUGUGUUUGCUAUGUUUGAUCAGGCUCAGAUCGCUGAAUUUAAAGAGGCUUUCAAUAUGAUUGAUCAAAACCAUGACGGUUUCGUGGAUAAGGAAGAUUUGCAUGACAUGUUGGCCUCCCUGGGCAAGAAUCCUACUGAUGAUUACUUAGAUGGCAUGAUGAAUGAAGCCCCAGGCCCAAUCAAUUUUACAAUGUUCUUGACUUUGUUUGGAGAGCGGUUGCAGGGCACUGACCCAGAGGAUGUGAUUAAGAAUGCAUUUGGGUGUUUUGAUGAGGAAAACCAGGGGGUUAUGAAUGAAGAGCGCCUUAGAGAAUUGCUGACCUCUAUGGGUGAUCGAUUCACUGAUGAUGAGGUUGAUGAGAUGUACAGGGAAGCUCCAAUCAAGGGAGGUCUGUUUGACUAUGUGGAAUUCACUCGCAUUUUGAAGCAUGGAGCUAAGGAUAAAGAUGAGCAAUAAGUUAUUAAUAUUACCAUGGGUUUACUACUAUUUAGGUUUAACUAUUUUAAAGGAGAGCAAAAAAAAAUGAACUUCAUAUAUUCAGA
Nicrophorus vespilloides is the source of this 725-nucleotide messenger RNA. It is a transcript of the gene sqh, whose product is annotated as myosin regulatory light chain sqh. Gene Ontology annotation, molecular function: myosin heavy chain binding; calcium ion binding. Bases 115 to 639 code for a protein of 174 amino acids. Lineage: Eukaryota; Metazoa; Arthropoda; Insecta; Coleoptera; Silphidae. The transcript has 2 exons. Gene Ontology annotation, cellular component: myosin II complex; cytoplasm. Gene Ontology annotation, biological process: post-embryonic development; locomotion. The record is from RefSeq and is a predicted model, not a curated record.